Messenger RNA from Bemisia tabaci, 5117 nucleotides. Its product is annotated as protein disulfide-isomerase A5. Gene Ontology annotation, cellular component: endoplasmic reticulum. NCBI's taxonomy places the organism in Eukaryota, Metazoa, Arthropoda, Insecta, Hemiptera, Aleyrodidae. Gene Ontology annotation, biological process: protein folding. The record is from RefSeq and is a predicted model, not a curated record. Gene Ontology annotation, molecular function: protein disulfide isomerase activity.
ACUUUUCUACACCUACACUUCCCUUCAAUUAUUUUUAAGUUCGAUGUAUUGUAAGUUCUAAAAUUACCGAAAUUGUGCUGACAAAUGAGCCAGUGAAGAAUUCGUGGGAAUUGUAUCAAUAAAACUUGCAUUCAAUGACUUCCUAAACUGCAUGUAGGCGUACUCGUAAAGUACCUGAAUUCUACAAUUUUUUAUGAUCUCAAGAGUUGUAUUCCAUUCUAAAAAUGAAAUUCGACGCAAAAAUACCUUUUCUUCUUUUUAUUUUCCUUGCAGCAUUCGUGCCUGUACACUCCAACACAAAAAAAGGUGGUCUUGCAGAAGUCAGGGAUGCCAAGGAGUUCAAGAAACUACUGCGAACAAAAACAAACGUACUCGUCUACUUUUCCAAUAAUGUCAAAGAGUCUAACUCCAUUACCAGUAUGCUCAAAGAAGUUGCUGGAACUGUCAAGGGACUAGGAACAAUCAUUUUUGUAGAUUGCACAGGGGAAGCUAAAAAACUGUGCAAAAAGUUGAAGGUUUCAACGACAGAGACCUACGUAUUAAAGCAUUACAAAGACGGAGACUUUCAUAAAGACUAUGACAGAAAAAUCAGUGUAGCAUCCUUAGUCAAUUUCAUGCGAGAUCCAACGGGUGACCUGCCAUGGGAGGAAGAUGAUAGUGCAGCAGAUGUCGUUCAUUUACCGAAUCUCAAUAGUCUAAAUAAAUUGCUGAAAUCUGAAACUAAACCGAUACUUGUAAUGUUCUACGCUCCAUGGUGCGGAUUUUGCAAACAAUUAAAACCUGAAUAUGCCAAAGCUGCUGCUGAAACUAAAGGAAAAUAUGUUCUUGCAGCUGUUGAUGUAAAUCGUCCUGAAAACAGCCUCAUCCGACGGAAGUUCAACAUAACAGGGUUCCCCACAACAUUAUACUUUGAAAAUGCCCAGCUUAAAUAUGUAUAUGAAGGUGGAAAUAAAAAAGAAGCCAUACUGGAAUUCCUGAAAAAUCCUGGUGAGGCCCCCAAAAAAGCUGAAGAGCCGAAAUGGUCCGACUCAAAAAGUGAUGUUGUUCAUCUUAAAUCAAGUGAUUUUGAUGAAUUCAUCAAGAGCCACGAGUCUGUUCUAGUGAUGUUCUACGCUCCAUGGUGUGGUCACUGCAAGAAAAUGAAGCCUGAUUUCGAACAGGCUGCCAGUGAAAUGAAAACAAAAAAGAUAAAAGGAGUUUUAGCAGCUGUUGAUACAACGGAAGAAACUGAACUUGGAAAACGUUUUGAUAUUAAAGGAUUUCCAACAAUCAAGUACUUCAAAAAUGGAUCUUUUGCAUUUGAUGCUGGCCAUGCCAGAGAGGUGACUAAAAUAAUCACAUUCAUGGAAAAUCCAACAGAACCCCCUCCACCUCCACCACCUGAGAAGCCAUGGGCAGAAGAAGAAUCUGAAGUUGUUCAUCUCGAAAAAUCUAACUUCAAGGAGGUUUUGAAGAAAAAGAAACAUGUUUUAGUAGCAUUUUAUGCUCCUUGGUGUGGCUAUUGUAAAAAAAUGAAGCCUGACUUUAUGGCUGCUGCUGCAGAGUUUAAAGACGAUUCCAGAAUUGUUUUUGCAGCAGUUGAUUGUACUACAAAUAAUGAUCUGUGUCAGCAACAUGAAGUUAAGGGUUAUCCAACAUUCAUGUAUUUCCACUAUUUAAACAAAAAAAGUAAAAAGUAUACAAGUGGAACAACGAAAGAGAAUUUUGUAAGUUUUAUGAGAGCGUUGGAGCCUCCAGAAGACCCAGCUUUAGAACCAGGACCCAAUCAGUCUGAAGCAAAUCUCAGUAAGAAUAUAGUAAGGUUAAGUGAUCAAAACUUCACAAGUAUGAUUAAUAACUAUCCCAACAUGAUAGCAUAUUUCUAUAAACCAGUUUGCCGGAGCUGUGUAGAAAUGCAUAAAGUUUUCUCCCAACUUGCAGAGACGAUUGACUCUUCCUCUGUGACUUUGGUGGCCGUGGACACAACUUUGUCGCCCAAACUAGCAAAAAAAUUUGUAGGAACUGAAGAUUUACCUUCGCUUAAAUUCAUUAAAAACGGAAAUUUUGUUGCUAAUUAUGUGGGGAAUCAAUCGCCUAGUGACAUAGAAAAAUUCAUCAAAUCUCAAAUGAGUAUGCGUUUGCCGAAGGAAGAGUUAUAGUGAAAUAUUUUAAUGUACCUUUUUUAAAAAACUUUGUUGAAAUUUUUGUAAAUUUUGUUUUUUUAUUUUUUUAAUCAGAAUUUGCACAGUUUUGACAUGUUCUAAUUCUGCGAUGAAUAGCCGGUUGGUCAAUUGUCUGAUUGAAGUUUGCUUUUACUUUUAAUUGGAUCUGGAGCUUCUAUUUUCAGAUGUGUUAUGCAGAUCAAAUGUUUUGGUGAACACACAUUUGUUUGUACGUCUACAAGUUGUUUAAUUGACGCAAAGAACACAGAGAAAGUGCAGUCUCCUUCUAUAAAUUCCAAUGAGAAUCCUGCCCGUUUCCAUUCUCAAGCUAAUGAGUACAGGAGCUUUUUAUUGUUGCUCUUAUAAUAUCUGCCAUACGAGACUCUCAGUUUUACUGGAGUCCACUGUAUCAAAGACAAAUUCUGAAAUUAACCAUAAUGUGAUAAAGUCAAAAUAUCUUACUUUUCUUUAAAAAAAAUUUCUAUCAUUGUGAUCAAAUCGCUUGCCUGUUUUUUUUAUAAAAGAAUUUGAUGACGGUCUAUGCUGCAUGGUCAUCAUCAACCAACAUCAAAAUCAACUUCAGUGUCACAUUACAGGGUGAUCCAAAAGUUAGGCUUCACUCCGGCAACCCCUAAGUUUCUUGCCCCUUUUCAAGAUAAUCCCCUCAGAACUUUUAGGGAGUACCAAAGUAGUUUCCUUUGAUUUAACAGCACUCAAAAAUAUCAAGUCUCUAUCGUACUUUGUGCAAAAGUUACAGGGUGCGUGGGGUACAUGGUGCUGGCGGUGCGUGACUUAUGGAUCAACCUGCCUAUCUCAGUCAUUUGUAGUAUACUUCAUUAUUAUGACUCCUAUUGCAUUAUAGUUUUUUAUUUUUUUUUUGCUCCAAGUGCUUAGUUGUCUAUUAGUUACUUUUUAAAUACUCAAUGUACUUACUUUAAGGAAAAAGACCCUUGACUUUCUAAAAAUAAAAAUUAAGAUGGUCUGAAGGGAAGAUCAUUUCUCCAACUAAAAAACUCCAAAAUAUCAAGCGAAUUAACAUUUUUACAAUUUUUGAAAACUUUGAAAAAUACAGUCAAAGUUUUGACUACUGGUUGUUAGCUAACUUUCAUCUCUUGACUUUACAGGCCUUUUACUACCAUUCAUAGGUCCAACUUUAAAUUAAACCCUUACAUAGAUACUUCAGUGAGAAUAAAACGUUGCUUUCCAUCGCAAAGGGAAUUGCAAUAAUUUCGGCUUCUUCAUCUGCCCUGAAUUAUUAUGUCAUUAAACUUGAAAACCUUUUUCUGUCAAUCAGUCACACUCAUAAAUUCUCAAAUUCUCUCUUUGUUAUUGCUGUCAAAAUUAAGUUGAGUUCAUCAUAGACUUGAUGUAAUGAGUCAAACUGAAAUAAUGUAAGAAUAUGAAUGUAAUGUAGCUAAGUCUCAGUUUUUUCAAGGAGAAGUCAGAUUUCAACCAGUAACACGAACCAUCCAGCUCUAUCGUGCUUAAUUCUUGUACGGUUACUCACCAAGCCAAAUUGAGCUAGUGUCGGUACAUUUUUUCUCACAUUGUUUACUUAACCAAGAUAUUAAAUUUUCUAUUGGUAUUGAGUGUAAAUUGUGAAACUGUAACAUUUGUCAUCAGAAAGCCAAAUCAAUAAUGAAAAAAAAUACAUUCCUUCAAAGAUUCUGAAUACCUUAUAAGUUUGGCAGCAACAGCAGUUACUCAGCAUUAUUGUGUCCCAGAAUAGAAUGUUCCAAACAUUUUCCAGAGUUAUGAAUACUGAGUUCGAUUCUGUUAGAAUAGUUUCCUUAUUCUGAUUUUGUUUGUCUGCCUUUUUGCUUUUCCCACCUAACAUACCAACAGUGUCCCCACCUUAGGGUGGAUUAUUAAAGAGUUCUUUUGGAUUUGGACAUCAGAUAAGUGUUGAUAAGUGUCGAAUAAAAUGUGCUGAAGCAUUUUUCAUGUUUGAAAAUAAUUGUGAUCGAAGAAGCAACUACAUAGUCCAAGUUAAAACUCAGUCAGGUGGAAGUGCUUUUAUCGGGCACAUAUCGUUCGAAUUACUUUAAUGCGCAGGUAAUUGAAGGCAUCACUUGUAAAAUUAUCUGUGUGAAAAAGAAAUCUGAGUUUUUUACGUUGAUACAAUGAUGCAUAACAUUUUUUACCUCAUCUGAUGUUCCAACUUGAACGAAUGUGUUUAUUGAUUCACCACACCCAUCUACCUCUCUUUUUCAUUCAUUCAUAGGAACUAUCAAAACUUUUAACUUGCAUUCUCAACCACCUCAAUUUCAUCUGCUCUAAAAGAUGGACUACUUAUUGUUCGAGUAAGUUUUCCCCCUUUUUUCUCGUGAUAGAUAUCCCGUUGUUCUAUUAUCAAUGAUUUAAUAAGUGAAUGCAUUUUUAGGACUUAGAUGUCCAUCUUUGAUUUCUAAGUAUGAGCUAAUUUUUGUUCAGCAAAAUUAGGAAUCUCCAGUAGAAUUUUCUAUAAUAUAAGAGAAAAUGUUUGAAUUUUGCACGAACCUUUGCAUUUAUUUUAAUUUUUGUUUUACCUCUUAGUGUUGAUUGUAUUUAAAUGGCCGUUUCAUUGUUUUCUCAUUCUUUGUCUGUAAACAAAUUUUAAUGCUAGUAUUUUGACUAGAUUUGGCAUCCGACUGUGAGCUCUCCAGAAAAUUAAGUAUGUAUAUGAUGUUUGAACAACUUAUCUGAAGAGGAGCAAGCACCUUAGAAAUAUGGCCCUCCUCAAAAAUCUUUCUUUUCUCCUUAAAUGAGCUGUCAGGAUCAGAUUCUAAUCUUUGUUGUAAGCUCACUUGUGAUAUUUUUCAUUGAAUCAAUGCAGAUAGGUAUAGUUUUUCAUAUUUUGUUCCGGUUUAUAACAUAAAAUGUCAAUUUUUAUAAUGUUUCCUACUUUUUUAUGGAACCACAAAAACGUGUACCUACUUACUUUUACAUUUCAAGAAUUGAAGUCAGGUAACAAUAAAACAGCUAUAUUUAUCUUUA